GCAAUGGAUAGCACAUCAGCACAUAUAGCUCCUCCCCAGUAUCCUUUGGUUCUGUUUUGAUGGAUGGUGAUAAGUCAUCAGCACAUACUCGGUGACUUUUCUACACACAGACAAUUUCCAUAUCAUUCAGUCUCAUAUUCAAGGUGUUUGAGCUCACGGCGGUAAAGGCUUCUUGUGCACUUCUCAAGUCAGGGCUACACCAACCCCGAGCAAUUCUCUCCUAAACCUGCACUCAUUAUGAGAAGGACUGUAUACAUAAUGGUCCCCUUAAAUGGACUAUUCGCAGGAUUUGUUGAGGGGAAUCAAGACUGCAGUUCAUGUUACCAGUUUGACAAUGGAGUGGCUAUUGGGAUCAUCACCUGUGACAUCAUCCUCACACUCCUCAUCGCUCUCUCAGUCUACUGUUUCGUUUCCCAUCAGAAAAGAAAAGGCAGUUUACACACACAUGCCAGAUGCUGUGGGUCAGGUAAAGCAAAAACUCAGCAGCCAUCAAUGAGGCCAAAGACGAUUGAAGUGGAAUCACCUUAUCAGGAACUUUAUGGAGUCCAAUCAGAUAUAUACAGUGAUCUUCAGCAGUAUCGGAAAUGAGGAUGCUAUGUGACAUGAAAUGUUAGUCGUGGAUCUUGUGCAAACCUGAGAAUAUUUGUAGUUUGCAUACAUUUUUAAACUGUCACAAAUGUGUAUUUGGCAUAAAUAAGCUACAAUAAUUGAUUUUUACUGAUUUUAAUUUUUUUUUUAAUCCAUGUGAUUGGUCAUGUGGCAUAUAUACAAACCAUACAUAUAAAUAUAUUUUCAUAAUUUGUGAAAAGGGAAUGAUCUUCAAGAACUUAAAAAAAAUAAUCUUUGUAUUUUUUUUUAAAUUCAAAACCUUUGUAAUAGAACUAGAUCUGAAUAUAAUUCCCUUGCUCUUUAUGUAGAAAUAAAUGUUUUGUUUUAAAUGUGUGGCCUUUGAUCAUUUAUUUGUCUACUUUUAUAGACAGCAUAGAAAGGUAGAUUAAGCCACACUCAAACAUCCACUGUUGUUUUUUUUUUUUUUUUCUUCUUCUUUCCUCAAGUGGCUAGGAAGUGGACCUGUUUAGAAUUCACAUGACAGCAGUGAAUCAGUUGACAAAACGGAAAGGGUCUAUGCAACGGUUUGCAGUAAGAC
Cyprinus carpio (common carp) is the source of this 1147-nucleotide messenger RNA. Its product is annotated as TYRO protein tyrosine kinase-binding protein-like. Gene Ontology annotation, molecular function: signaling receptor binding. Gene Ontology annotation, biological process: negative regulation of transforming growth factor beta1 production; neutrophil activation involved in immune response; positive regulation of natural killer cell activation. The record is from RefSeq and is a predicted model, not a curated record. Gene Ontology annotation, cellular component: cell surface. Lineage: Eukaryota; Metazoa; Chordata; Actinopteri; Cypriniformes; Cyprinidae.